Messenger RNA from Parathielavia appendiculata, 2020 nucleotides. RefSeq names its product thioredoxin-domain-containing protein. Bases 281 to 1804 code for a protein of 507 amino acids. Gene Ontology annotation, molecular function: protein-disulfide reductase activity. Gene Ontology annotation, biological process: response to endoplasmic reticulum stress. Gene Ontology annotation, cellular component: endoplasmic reticulum lumen. The transcript has 2 exons. Lineage: Eukaryota; Fungi; Ascomycota; Sordariomycetes; Sordariales; Chaetomiaceae. The record is from RefSeq and is a predicted model, not a curated record.
UUGGGAAAUGUGUUCUUUUGCCGAACAUGGAAAUGUGCCAGCUUGGAAUCGCCCCUACUUUCCAUUCAUCCUCAAAACGAGGCUGACGGCAGAAAUCAUAAGGUGGCAGAGGCAGCAUCCUGUUCCAAUUCAAUGAAUUAACACUUCUCUUGCGGCUCUUGCUCUGCAGCUUGUAAGGUUCCUUUGUCAACAGACCCACGUCACUCGUCAACACACCUAAGCUCCUAUCCGAGGCGUACCUUAAACAACCCACUUCCGCUGCUGAGAGAGAAGCAUCAUCAUGCAUCACCCCACCCUUUGUGUCGUGGCAUCUGCCUUGCUCGCUGCACUCCCGGGAGCUCAGGCAGGCCUGUACACCAGAAAAUCGCCCGUCUUGCAGGUGGAUGCGAAGGACUACGAUAGACUGAUUGCUAAGAGCAACUACACUUCUAUCGUCGAGUUCUACGCCCCUUGGUGCGGUCACUGCCAGAACCUCAAGCCCGCCUACGAGAAGGCAGCGAAGAAUCUCGAGGGCUUGGCCAAAGUAGCUGCCGUGAACUGCGACGAUGACGCCAACAAGUCCUUCUGCGGCUCCAUGGGUGUUCAGGGCUUCCCAACGCUGAAGAUCGUCCGGCCGAAAAAAGGGGGAGGCAAACCGAUGGUCCAGGAUUACCAGGGCCCAAGGACCGCCAGCGCCAUUGUCGAAGCCGUGGUGCAGCAGAUCAACAAUUAUGUGGUCAAGGUCGAGGACAAGUCCCUUGACAACUUCCUGGCCGACAAGGAGAUGCCUAAGGCGAUUCUCUUCACAGAGAAGGGCGCCACCUCAGCACUGUUGAAGAGCAUCGCUAUCGAUUUCUCGGGUGUCAUCACCAUUGGCCAGGCAAGGAACAAAGAGACUAAGGCGGUCGAGACUUUCGAUGUGAAGAAAUUCCCGACCCUCGUGCUCCUGCCAGGAGGUGAGGCUCCGGCGAUUGUCUAUGAUGGAGAAUUGAAGAAGGAUGCCAUUGUUCAAUUCCUUUCACAAGCCGGGCAACCCAACCCCGACUCGCCGGCGAAAGGCGACGGCAAGCAGAAGGAGAAGAAGAACUCUAAAUCAACCGAUAAGUCCUCCUCAGCCAAGGCGAAGCCCAAGACGACUUCUUCGAAGACAUCGUCCGCCACGACGGGGUCCAAGACCGAGACGACGGCGACGCAGGAAGCACCCGUCAUUGUGGAGACUGCGCUGCCGAUCCCAUCCAUCAACACCCCCGAGAAGCUGAUCAAGGAGUGCUUCACCGAGAAGUCCCACACCUGCGUGCUGGCUUUUGUCUCCUCCACCGAAAACGAGAAAGUCAGGAAGGCACUCGAAAGUCUCUCGCAACUUGCUUUCAAGCAUGCGCAGAGCAAGCGACAGCUGUUCCCCUUCUACGAGGUUCCCCUGAGCAACGAAGGAGCGGCGCCCAUUCUGAAAGCGCUUGACCUCACUGGUGAUGUUGAGAUCGUCGCUGUCAACAGCCGCCGCGGCUGGUGGAGGCACUACGACGGCGCUGAUUUUGGGCACGAGAGCGUAGAGAGCUGGAUCGACGCCAUCAGGCUGAGCGAAGGAGUGAAGAAGAAGCUUCCCGAGGGGAUUGUUGCCAUUGCGGUCGAGGAGCCUACGUCAGCUGCCGUGCCAGAGGCGUCGUCAGAACCCACUCCCAAUGCUACCGAGGCUGGCGAAAGCGAGGAGGCGACCCCAGUCACCCCUGAGGCGAGCGCCGAGACGGCGAGCGACUCCACAGAGUCCACAUCCACCCAGGCCACCGACCCUACUGCAGAGCCUGAGACGGCGCACGAUGAGCUCUGAUUCAGUUAUGCACUGCGUGUUACUCCUUGUUGCUGUAAACUGAUUCUGUCUGUUAGUCGGGCUAUCCAUGGUGGGGAGUCAAACUUAUGUACAAGCAUAUCGAAAAACACAAUGGUGUAGUGUAGGCUUGUAGGAGUGUGGCUGGCUUUCGAAGGUAAAAGAACGGGUAUUCUCACCGGAGCAUUUCGUCAGAGCAGGCGUGACUUGUAUCCCAGC